UGCUGGCACAGGUGUCGCUCCCUUGUUCUGCAUGGCCGAGCAGGCCGCUUUGCACUCACUACAAAACACGCGCAAAUUCAUCGAUUAGCGUUAAUUCAGGAUGACUCUUUGUGGGAUUUUGGUGCUGCUUGUGUCGGUGGCGGCGCUGGCCCUUCAAGGCGUCGGAGCACGGCGGUGGGAUCCCAUCAUACGGCGGCCGACGGAGGAGAACGCCACCACGUGGGCGGUGCUGGUGGCGGGUUCUAAUGGCUUUGGAAAUUAUCGGCAUCAGGCCGACGUUUGCCAUGCAUACCAACUACUCAAAAGGGGUGGCAUCAAAGAUGAGAACAUUGUAGUUUUCAUGUAUGAUGACAUUGCGAUGAAUGAUCUAAAUCCUAGAAAAGGAGUUUUGAUCAAUCACCCGACAGGCGAGGACGUCUACGCCGGUGUUCCAAAGGACUAUACCGGUGAGCAAGUCACUGCGGAGAAUUUCUAUGCUGUAAUCCUAGGCAACAGAAGUGCUGUAAAAGGCGGAAGUGGUAAAGUUGUUGACAGUAAACCAGGAGACAGGAUAUUUAUUUACUACUCCGACCACGGUGGCCCCGGAGUGCUUGGGAUGCCGAAUAUGCCAUAUCUAUAUGCAAAGGAUUUUAUUGAUGUUCUGAAGAAGAAGCAUGAAUCUGGCACCUACAAAGAAAUGGUGAUAUAUAUUGAAGCGUGCGAGAGUGGAAGUGUAUUCGAAGGAAUGAUGCCCGAGGAUCUGGACAUCUAUGUGACAACGGCAUCAAAUGCUGAAGAGAGUAGCUGGGGGACUUACUGUCCUGGGAUGGAUCCCCCGCCGCCUCCCGAGUAUAUGACUUGUUUGGGAGAUUUGUAUAGCGUUGCAUGGAUGGAGGACAGCGAGUCGCAUAACCUCAAACGGGAAACUGUUGAGCAGCAAUAUGACCAGGUUAAGGAACGCACAUCUAACUACAACUCAUACAAUGCUGGAUCUCAUGUUAUGGAGUAUGGUAACAAAAGCAUCAAAUCUGAGAAGCUGUAUCUGUACCAAGGAUUCGAUCCGGCGUCUGAGAACUUCCCACCGAACCGAAUCAGUGCCAAAGCUAUGGGUGUCGUCAACCAAAGAGAUGCUGAUAUUAUUUUUCUUUGGGAAAUGUACAAUAGGUUGGAUGAUGAUACAGAAAAGAAGGCACAACUGCUAAAGCAGAUUACGAGCACAAUGCUGCACCGGAAACAUGUGGAUGGUAGCUUGGAGGUUAUCGGCGUGGUCUUAUUUGGCCCAGCAAAGGCUCCUCUCCUCAAAUCAAGUAGAGGUCGUGGUUUACCCCUUGUCGAUGACUGGGAAUGCUUGAAAUCAAUGGUUCGGGUGUUCGAAGAUCGCUGCGGCUCGUUGGCUCAGUACGGCAUGAAACACAUGCGAUCAUUUGCGAAUAUUUGCAAUGCUGGCGUGUCCCUAACCAAAAUGGAGGAAGCCUGUGUCGCUGCUUGUGGUGCUACAUCGACGUCGACCCCUCUAGUCUCAGUUGCGUAAAUAUGUACUGCACCUUGCUCAACUUGUUUGUUUCGUUUCCAUGUGUUGCAUUUGUAUGCCUUUACUACUUUAGAUCAUGUUUGUUACAUGAUGCAGAAAGAUAUAUAUAUGCUCAAAUGGUUUUUAAUUAGGAAAAAGUGAAUAUAUAGAAACUUUAAUAAUUUCAGUAAACAGAUGAUCGAAUUUGUUCAGAUGAGAUCUUCUAUUUCCCUGACUCAA
Salvia miltiorrhiza (redroot sage) is the source of this 1729-nucleotide messenger RNA. RefSeq names its product vacuolar-processing enzyme. Bases 101 to 1510 code for a protein of 469 amino acids. The transcript is spliced from 9 exons. The record is from RefSeq and is a predicted model, not a curated record. Gene Ontology annotation, biological process: vacuolar protein processing. NCBI's taxonomy places the organism in Eukaryota, Viridiplantae, Streptophyta, Magnoliopsida, Lamiales, Lamiaceae. Gene Ontology annotation, molecular function: cysteine-type endopeptidase activity.